AUCGUAUGGUCAAGUGUAUUGGAAAGGUAUAACCUGUUUUCAAUUUCAAUCUGUGUAAUAUGUACGAAUUUUCGCCAGAUUUUUGAAGAAAGACCAAAUAAAAAACAACGAUGAGUAAUCUACCAGUUACUUCACGUCUAAAGGCUCCCACAAGCAGAAUUGGGAAGCCAGGAGCGGCGAAAUCCGAGGCGAUUGCAGCGCCAAGAGCUAGCGGUUUGAAAGCACCUUCGUCUUCAGUCGAAACUCCACCACAAAAAAGUGGCUUGAAACAGCCGCUUUUGAAACGAUCUGGUGGCGGUCUGGAAGCACAAAGGACUGAGAAAAGAAGUGGUUUGCCUUCUGCAAACGCUACAGCGCUUUCAACUCCACGAAGUAAACAAAACGGUACUCAAAGUAAACUAAAACUUGGGUUAGUUGGCCCAAGGAGUACCACAAGUAGUGAUUCAAGUACUCCGUUAAAAAAGGAAAGUUUAACUCCACGCGAGGGCUUGACCACAAAUUUAAAACGACAAUCUUCUAGCUCGCAUAGUUCUUUAAGCAAAGAAUCGCCCAGUCCAGUAUUAACCCGAGAAAAAACACAAGAAUCUAUCAAAGAUGAAACGACAGGAAUAUUGUUCAAAGUUGGCGACCGUGUUCUCGUUGCGGGUACGAAAGCAGGGGUCAUUGAAUAUUUAGGCGAAACCAAAUUCGCGAAAGGACUUUGGGCCGGUGUAAAACUCGACGAAGCAGGCGGAAAGAACGAUGGAUCUGUUGCAGGAGUUAAAUACUUUGAUUGCGAGCCCUCGCACGGUGUUUUUUCAAAACCAAACCGGCUACAUAAAAUAAAUAUUGUCCCCAAAAGUUCAACAUCGGAACAUCAUGCGAAUUUGGACGAUUCUAGCACCCUGAAAAUCGGCGAUCGGGUUAUAGUUAGCGGCACAAAAAUGGGAGUUUUAAGAUAUUUAGGACCUACAGAGUUUGCUAAAGGUGAAUGGGCUGGAAUUGAAUUGGAAGAACCACUAGGAAAAAACGACGGAGCCGUAGCAGGAACACGGUAAGAUUGUUACACCUACUCCUAGUUUGUUUGUGUUUAAUAUUGACGUUUAUGUAAGCACUGUAAAUAUUGUGUUAUUGAUCGUAAAUGUUCGGUAAACUUUGAAAGUUUGGCAAUUAUAAUGUGUUUGCACAAAUUAGAUAUAAUUUGUUUGGUAUUUAAUCCUAAUGAUCGGAUUUUCUCAUUAGUUUUCUCGUCAAUUCGUGUAGUGUACAAAGUUUAUAUUGGGUUAAUAUAUAACUCUCUGUGUGAGGCUAAUACCCUGUUGCACCCCCUAGACUGAUAGUCUAGACUAGGGCAGUAAUAUUAGACUAGGGCAGUGGUCAUAUUAGCCCUACAUAUAGAUGUUUAUAGAAGACCGAAUAUUAGCCACAACGUGCCAAUAAAUUGUCCUAACCUAUUUGACUCGAGCAGUGCCCAAACAAAAGUUAGGCAUCGUUUUAUAUUUGGUGUGUGAGUUUGUUAGUUUGUUGGGAACAGGCCUCGAAUUUCCCUGAAAUCAAUCGACGGCAACAGUGCUAAAAAUUGGCGUAGAACUGUCUACGGCAAUUUUGGCAGUUUCCAUGGCAUUUUUCAAAUUACUGUAAAAAACUUUAAUUUUAUUGUUACUUUGGUUUUUGACAAGCUAGAAACAUGUCUACGUAUUUCUUCAGUGUUUUUUUUUUUCGAAGAAAACUGAGACUAAAACGCAUUAUUUGGUCAACAUCUGAAUUCAAGUAUCACUGAAAAAUUCAAAAUAGUAAUGCACAAUAAAUAGUAUAAAAAUUGCACUAUACGGCAAAAAAUUGCCGUCGUUGCCACAAUGAUCCACGGCAUUUUGUUCUCCCUCUACGGCAAUUGCCGCGAUAAACUUCGAGCCCUGGUUGGGAAUCGUAAGCCUUGGUAUUUAUUCAAAAAUAAUGUCUUAUUUGCACUAGUCUUGUGGUUCACUUGUUUAACCCAUUGCGUGAUACUGGGUUUUUUGAAGAAACGGUUUUUCAGUUUUGCGAAAGUCCAAGUACCGAAAAACCAAAAAAGACAAAGAACUGGGAAAAAAAACAAGAUAAAAAUGCUAGUGUUUCACCUAAUCCUAGCUGAAAACUUGUAAAUACGUUCUUUUACAUUGUCUUCUUACUUGUAUUUUUAUACCUCUGCAGUAAGCUUUUGAGCAUCUAAAAUAAUAAAAACACAUACUACACGGUUUUAUGUCUUUGUGUUAUUUACAGGUUAAAAAUCGGUUUUUCAUUUUUUCCCCACUUUUUUCCUGACGGUUUUCGGUUUCGGGUUUUUUCAAGAACCGCCCCAGCCUAGUGACAGCACUCUUCCCUUUACAAGUAAAAUUGUCUGGCAUUAGACAGAGUAAAAUAAUAAAGUAGGGCACAUCAGGAUGCUUUGGCACUUAAAGGAUGCAUGGGCAGAUAGUCUGAUUAAUUCAUUGAGUGGCAACACUAUCCCGCUUGACAAGUAAAAUCAUCUGGCAUUAGACAGAGCAAAAUAAACUGCCAACAUGCUAUUAAAUGUGUUAAAAACAGAACAAAUUACAGUGAAUCACAACAGAUUACAGAAGCCGAAGUGGGAUACUCUUUGUAUUUUGACUGUAAUGGCUUCAAUAAUAAUCAUUUGUUAAUGUGAUAGGUAUUUUACAUGUGCGAUGAAAUAUGGACUGUUUGCACCAUCAUCAAAAGUUACAAAAUCCAAGAAAAAAGUUUUAUCUAAGAAACCGUCAAAUUCGUCUGGGCCUUCGCUUGACAUUGCUGCAAAGUUGGUGUUCAAUAGGACAGGGUCAAUCAACUCGGAUAUCUCGUCUGUGUCUGCCGCAGCCCCAAUUCCUGGAUCACCAAGCGAAAGGAUUGCUGCACAAACUAAUGUGAGUCCAUUAUGAUAUUGGGAUGUUGGUGGUACUUUGAUUAAUGCAUGUGUCUAUCAACUCCGUGACUGAUGUUGAUGCCUGCAAAUUACAGUUGUCUGAUUAUAGUUUCUCCUCGGGUACAUGUGAGAAGAGUGCUUCUUCCAGUUUGACUCUAUUAAACCAUUGAGUGGCAGCACUCAGGGACGUCGCUAUAGGGGGGGGGGGGGCGGGUGUAACACCCCCCAAUAAUUCAAAUGUUGGUCAACGUUGGUCAAAAUGGAACUAAUAUGUGCCCAAAGUUGGUCAAAAUGGAACUGAUAUUUGCUUAAAAUUGAAGAUAAAACUUGGAAAAAUUUGGUGAAAGUUUGGGAAAUAAGAUGGUCGAAGUUGUUAAAAGUUAUGAAAUGGUUCACACUUUUAACAAUUUUAAAGCUUCAGUUACGUUUGCGGUGACAAAAUCGGAAGCAUUGCUUUUUUGGUCGAAAAAUUUUGAAUAUGCUUAUAAUAGUCUGGUAAAUUUUUUUUGACUAUAUUAGGCCGGAAAAAUUUUUGACCCCCCCCUCCCCCCCCCACUCCCCCAUCGACAACAUUUCCGGGAAAAUUUUUUUCAACUUGGUCAAAAUCCUAGGAAAAGUUGGUCAAAACAUGGCCACACACACCCCCUCCCCCAAUGUUGAUGGCUUCGCGACGUCUCUGGCAGCACUUAUCCCUUGACAAGUAAAAUCAUCUAGCAUUAGACGUUAUUGAGUUAAAAUAUCAAUCUGCUUUCAGGAAGUUACAACGUCAAAUGAAUCUCUUCAUUCUGGUGUGAAGAAAACACUUUCAAAUUCCCAACAAGUUGCUGCGUUGCAGGUGUGUGCUUUUUUUUGUGACCAAAGUUUUAGGUGAACGUAUAUCCGGAAACUGCAUUUUAUUCCAUUUCAGAGCGCACUGGAGGAGCGAGAACGUGAAAUUCAUAAAAUGUUGAUGGAAAGAGAAUUAGAGAAAGCAGAGAAACUAAAAGAUUUAGAAAUAAAUGCCAAGGUAGUUUUUGAAUAAAUAUGAUGAACAUCACAUGGAUGUUUGCUAAAGACUGAUUCUAUCGAUUUUAAUGUUGCUAUUAUUCAGUUUCUUGGUCAGUCAGAUAGUCGCUAUGACCUUCAACCCCUCUUCCCGCGUACUGACUCUGGUAAACAAACAUUUCUGUACAGUGCUUCCAUUCUUUUUAAUUGCUUAGAUAGCAAUUGUAAGCAACUUGCUGCUUUGCCAUCUUGCUCUUCAUAUACUAACGCCAAACAAAAAAUUUGUAAAAUCUUUCUUAACAAGCUUAACCUUACUAACCAUAUCGAAGAUCUAUUUUGUAUAAAUUGUAAAUAUUUACUAAAUUGUAAUUGUAUUCAUGACUAAUUUUUUGUUUCUCAUAUGUAAAUAGUUGUAAUCUUUAAUACUUCUUAUGCCUGUAAGUAUCAAAAUAGUGUGAGGGCCGUAUGUUAGAUAACUUUUAUGGUUAAUACGUUUUCCCUCCUGAAAUAAAGUUUCUAUUCUAUGUUGGCCAGUUAGUCUGUAGGUUGAUUGUUCGGCCAAUCAGGAGGUAGGCAGCCAUUUAAUUGAUCGUCAGUCCAUAAUAAACCCUUGUCUUGUUAGUGAGUCAUAAAGAUUUUUAUAGGAAAUUCAUUAUUCUUUCAUUGUUUUAUUUUCUAGAGCAAUAACAAUGCCUUCAAUGAUCAGGUAAAGUAAUUAGUAUUCCGUAACAGUGUGCAUUCAUUCUGGAUCUAACUCGUUUAUCAUCUUAUAUUUAGUUGUUGAAGGAGAAGGAUGACAUUGUCAACGCAUUAAAAGAUAACUUGGAGAAAGCGAAAAAGGAAAAUUCUGUAAUUCAAGCUAAUUUGGAUGAAGAGAAAAAGUAAUAUGAUGCAGUCUUGAUUUGAUUUGAGAACUCUUUCUCUGAUAAUGGGGUUAAUAAUAUGCCUUGAUGAAUUGCAGUACACAUUAUAUACAAUGCACAAGUUGUAACAAAGCUGCAGCAGAUUUGUGGCAAUGCUGUUUCAACUUCUUAUCAACAGCAUGUGUUUGCACUGCCUGUUCCCAACAACUUGUUGACAACUUGCCAGGCUUUUAGCCAGAAGGGCGUCCAGGCAUCCUGCGACACCCCUAGAACAAAAAAUGGACGCCUUUGGACGCCCAAAUUCUGGGGGAAAAGGGAAAUUAUUUUCAAUUAUUUCCCUAAGGAUAUUAAAUAUAUCUGAAACGUAAUAGCUUCAAUUCUCAUUAUUAUUAUACAUUUGAUUUGACAUUUUGAUCAAUUUGAUGGUGUACCUGGCUGAAUGAAAAUGUUGUAGUUAAGUAAACAAGCAUAGCGGCACAAACUCAUAAAGCCAAGAUUAGUGUGUCUGAAAAAUUUCGAACAAGCUUGGAACAGAUGCUGCCAUGAAGUAACAUAAACUAUUAAACUUCAAAGGUUUUCCAGAGGAACGUUUUCUGGAAACACCCCCCAUCUUUACUGUAGAUGUAUCGUUGUGCCAAAAUUGGACGCCCUCUUUUAGGACCCUGGCUAAAAGCCUGCAACUUGCUACAAGGUUGUUGAACUCAACAGACUUGUUACAAGUUGUUCCAACAACUUGUUAUCGUCCUGCAAUGCAACAAUUUUUCAUCGAGUUGUAAGUGACAACCUUGUAGCAAUGGUUUAUCUUUUAGAAAAUAUGAAGAUUUACUAUUUAUGUUGGAGGAGGAAAAGAUCACAGAUGAUGAGUUGAAGGUUUGUAAACAUUGCAGUUUGUAAGCAGAGUACCAUAAGAUUUGCAAUAAACUAAACUAACUUUAUUCAUACUGUAGAUAGCUCUGUCAGUUUUUUUAGCCAAACUGGUCUUUCCAGAGCUCCAGUAAGAUACAUCCUUUAUUGAUCAAGUCUUACCACAGGAUAUCAAGUCUAAACUAAGCUAAAUAUACAGGAAUUGUUUUUCAUGUUAGAACCAUGUAAAAGAGGAUGAAGAUAAGCUCAAAGAGCUCUCCAGCCAGUAUGAAGAAAGAAAUAUGAAAGUAAUAGAACUUCAGAAAGAGUUGAGAGAAGUUCGCUCAGACAAACUCACUGAUGACGCCAAGAUGUUGGAACUGCGAGAUCAACUGGCUGAGUCAAGAACAAGCUUUCAAAGUCUUAAACAAAGUAUGGAAACUGAUGUUGAAGGUGUGGUGAUUAAACUAAGUGAAACUAACUUUAUUUAUACUGGAUAGCUCCAUCAUUUCUAAACUGUUCUUCUUUGAGGUGCAGUAAGGAUCAUCUCUUAUUGAUCCAAUGUUACUACAGGAGGAAACCUAAACUAAACUAACUUUAUUUAUACUGAAUAGCUCUAGCAGUUCUAACCUGUUCUUCCUAGAAGUACAGUAAGGAUCAUCUCUUAUUAGUCCAGUGUUAUAAUACUACAGGGGGAAACCUAAACUAAACUAACUUUAUUUAUACUGGAUAGCUCUAUCAGUUCUAAACUGUUUUCCCUAGAGAUCCAGUAAAGAUUAUGUCUUAUCUAUUACUACAGGAGGAAAGUGGAAACCUAAACUAACUUUAUUUAUACUGGAUAGUUCUAUCAGUUCAAAACUGUUAUUGCUAGAGGUCCAGUAAGGAUCAUCUCUUAUUGAUCCAGUGUUACUACAGGAGAAAACCUAAACUAAACUAACUUUAUUUAUACUGGAUAGCUCUACCAGUUGGAAACUGUUCUUCCUAGAGGUCCAGUAAGGAUCAUCUCUUAUUGAUCCAGGGUUACUACAGGAGGAAACUUAAACUAAACUAAGUUAAGUUAAGUUUGUGCUUAUAAUGAAACCUGACUAACAUUUAUGUGUAGACAAUGAUCAACAUGAGAACCAUGUAUUAGGAACACCAGUGGACACUGUAAAACAAGACCUGGCUCAAGCGAAAGAAAUGUUAAAUGAGAGAGAAAAGAAGAUAAACGAACUGGAAGCGAAAUUAAAUGAACAGUCAAAUAAACAGAAUGAAGUUGAAGAAGAAAACAAAAAGGAAGUAAAGGACAAAUUAUCAGCCGCAGAGGUGAGCGACUGCUGAACUUACUCCUUAAAUCCAUUUCUUGUAAAGAGUUAAACUUUGGACAAAUUGUAAAAAGUGUAGAAAAUAUGCGCAGGAACAAGACAAGUUGAUGAGAGUUGCAACCUUCACUCGCAUUUCACCGUCAACUCGCAUGCAUUUUCAUUAACUUUAAACUGCUUCAAAUUUUAAUGAGAAUUUUCGUCAGUCAAGUAUCAUGCAGCUCAUGCGACCAGGACAUGAAACUCUCGCUUCUCAACUCUCGUGCAACUCUUGUUCUCGUUUGACCGCGACAUGAAAGUUGAGAAAACUUUCAUUGAAACUCUCGCUUCUCAACUCUCAUGCAACUCUUGUUCUCGUUUGACUGGGUCAUGAAAGUUGAGAAAACUUUCAUUGAAACUCUCGCUUCUCAACUCUCGUGCAACUCUUGUUCUCGUUUGACCGCGACAUGAAAGUUGAGAAAACUUUCAUUGAAACUCUCGUUUCUCAACUCCCAUCAACUCCCAUGCAACUCUUGUUCUCGUUUGACCAGGACAUGAAAGUUGAGAAAACUUUCAUUGAAACUCUCGCUUCUCAACUCUCAUCCAGUGUUACUACAGGAGGAAAACUAAUCUACCGAGACAUGAAAGUUGAGAAAACAUUCAUUGAAACUCGUUUCUCAACUCUCAUCAACUUUCAUGCAACUCUUGUUCUCGUUUGACCGGGACAUGAGAGUUGAGAAACUCUCAUUGAAACUCUCACUUCUCAACUCUCAUCCAGUGUUACUACAGGAGGAAACCUAAUCUCCCGAGAAAUGAAAGUUGAGAAAACUUUCAUUGAAACCUCUCGCUUCUCCACUCUCAUCAACUCUCAUGCAAGUCUUGUUCUCGUUUGACCAGGACAUGAGAGUUGAGAGAAACUCUCGCUUCUCAACUCUCGUUUGACCAAGUCUUAAUUCUUACUUGUUGAGCUGAGAGCGCUGGUAUAAAUGGAUACGUUAUUUUACAGAAUGAAAAACGAAAAGCAGUCGACUCACACUUUUCAAUUCUCGUUUGACCAAGUCUUAGUUUUUGCUUGUUGAGCUCAGAGCGCUCGUAUAAAUGGAUACGUUAUUUUACAGAAUGAAAAACGAAAAGCAGUCGAAGACUAUCAGGCCAUGAAACAAGAAAGGGAGCAACUCAAUAAAGAACUCGCCAGAAUAAAACAUGAAAAAAUAGAAAUUGAAAGUAAUCUUAAGAUGAAGGAAGGGAAACUCGAAACUUUGGAAAAGAAAUACAAAGAUGUUAUGGAGGAAAAUCUUGUUGCCUCAAAUCAGAAAGACGAAGCUAGUAAAGUAAGAAAAAUCUAGAAUUGCCAGAUUUAUGCUAGUCUUAAGGUUACAGAACACCUUUGAGUGUUAAUUUUGCCUAAUUUUUUUUUUAUUGGUUUCCAUGAAAGCAUUAGACUAGUUCUACUAUCUGACCAAGUUUGAACGAAAAAUGUUGAAAACUCGUAGAAUUAUUUAAUAAAAUACAUUUCGCUGCAAUUUACGGUAAUUACUGAUUUUCAAACGAGUUGUGCUCCUGUGGGUUUUAACCAAUUUUUCUCAAAUUUUCACAGGACAUAGCUAAACACGUCAGUUUCAAAAUUGUGUUCGGCUUUUUUUUAAUUUUGGAUAUUUUAAAAAUAAAGAGCAAUUCACUCAAACAAUUCAGAAAUAUAUUGCAGUCGUCAAAGAAAUCGCCAUAUCAGCGGAAUGACGAAAUAAACAAAAAUUUCCGAACACAAUUUUUUAGAACAACUAUUUUACUGUAUAAAAAUGAUAUUUUCAUAAAUAUAACUUAAAACCAGCAGGAGCACAACUCAAAAGCGUAACGGUACCGCGAUUUAAGAUUUUCCUGAAUAAUUCUUACAUUAUUUUAUUGUUUGUUAAUUUUACAACUUUACCAUAUUUUGCAUGCACCGGAGAACAUUUGGUGAAAAUUUGAUGAAAAUCGGACUGAUUUUGAGCGCACAGUAGCGAUUUUCCGCAAAACGCCAAAAAGGGUGCCCUGUAACCUUAACUAAACUCCCCUUACAAAUGAGUGAGGAACUCGAUAAACUAAACACCUGUCCGACAAAUUUUCCUAGGUGAGCAUGAUCAACCUUCAUAGAAGAAUUUCGGAACUGGAAGGUCAAGUGAUGGAGUCAAAAGCGAAGGUUUCUCAACUUGAAAGCAACAUGGAGCUGGAAAACGAUAUUGCUCAACAGAAGACGAAGCAACUUGAAAACCUGUUUGCAAAUACAAGCAAGCAGCUUCAGGAAAGCAAAGAAGACGUGAGCAAGAAGCAACAACUUGUGAAUGAUUUGGAAUACAAGUUGAACAGUCAGUUAACACGGCAGAAGGAAAUCGAAAAAGAAGUUGAGAGCUUGGUUAGUUCGCGAAUGUUUUUGUCAACAAAAUGUGUUCGCAACAGGCUUGUAGCAAGCUUGUCAGCAAGUUGUAAAAGUGCUGUUAUAUUUAUCAAGUUGCUACAAGGUUGUCACUCGCAACUUGUUAUUGUCGAUUUCAAGUCGCUUUUCAACGCACGGUCCCCCAACUUCGUUGCGAACUUGCCAAUAACGUUUCCAAGUUCGGAAAUUGGGCGCGAACUUCGCAACAAAGUUCACAAGUUCAUUUCAAUGUUUGAACUUCGUUUGUAAACAAAUGUUCAUACUCAAUAAUAAUAACCAAUUCAAUGAAAUACAAACCUUCUUGGUAGACCACUGGACCAAGAACUUUCCAUUGAAUUGUUAAUUUCAACUUGAACUAUAUUAAGCAAUUAUUGGAAGCGAAGCUGAGGCGGAUAACAUAGACCGAGGUCUGAAUAAUUCUUGAUAUCAUGCCAAAGCAGAAUCCAAUAAUUGUUUUAUUAUACAUUUUAAAGACAUGAGAAACGUAUAAAACGAUUCCUGUUCAUGAGGUAGGAAAAGUACAAUUUUGAAUAUCAAAUACCUUGCACAAAGUCAAAGGUCAGCUAAAUAUUAUAUUUCUACUUCUAUUUACCCCUUUGUGGCUUUUUUCGUGCUUUCACUAUCCUUAUCUGCCAUUAAUUUGGAGAGUUCACUUUCAUUCAGCGAAGCAAAUCUGCUGUAGGCCAUUGUUUGUUUUUUUCCCGCGCUUAUAUAGGUUCAAGCUUUUGGCCGCGCAAGGGUUUGGGCACGAGAGAGUCCAAUAAUUUUUUUUUUGGAUGCAAGUUCGAUCCAAAAAAACAAUUAUUGGACGCUGAUGACGUCAGCGGCGGAAAAUACGUAAUAAAUGCCGAAUACUGAAAAUUAGCCGGUGCUUUCUGACCAAUUAGAAACGAGAAUACAUAUUAAAUGUAUAAUAAGAACAUUUGUUCACAGUAGAAGUUCAAACGUUGAAAUUUAUUUGCAAACUUUGUUGCGAAGUUCGCGCCCAAUUUCCAAACUUGGAAACGUAAUAGACCUUUCCCCUUAUGAGUGAAAUUUUGAUCUAUAGAUAUGCCUGGGCAACAAUUUCAUCACAGCUUGAAAGAGCAUCACAAAAUUAGUAAUAUUCCGAAUUUUCGUUGCGAAAUGUUGUAAAAUGCGGAUAAUAUAGCCUUGCGAAGUUUGCCGUUUUUCAGUCAUUUUGCAUUACAAUCUAACAUUUUGCAUCAGUUUGAUCAUCUGAUUAUCAAUUUCCCGUUUGUAAUACCAAAUGACUGAAAAACGGCAAACUUCGCAAGGCUAUAUUAUCCGCAUUUUACAACAUUUCGCAACGAAACUUCGGAAUAUUACUAAUUUUGUGAUGCUCUUUCAAGCUGUGAUGAAAUUUUUGUCCAGACUUGUCUAGAUCAAAAUUUCACUCGAGAGGGGAAAGGUCUAUUGACAAGCGAUAACAAGUUGUUGGAACAACUUAUAACAAGUCUGUUAAACUCAACAGCCUUGUAGGAAUUUGUCAACGAGCCGGCUUUCGUAGAAGCAACCCCUGUAUAAUUUUCGUCAUCUCCAUUACUUUCAGGGCGAGGCGGAUAAAAAUUUAACGUUAAUGAAAGAGGCUCAUCGCUCCGAAGUUGACGCUUUGCAAUCGAAAGUAAUCUCGCUCACAGAGAAUGUGAAUGAUUUGCAAAAUAAACAAAAGGUUUUGGUUCAAGAUCAGCAGAGAGAGCUAGCGUUAGCGGAGACAGCUAAAAAUGACGAAAUUAACAAAUUAAGAGAACGUAUGAGUUCAAUGGAGGUAAGCAUGUUCUAGAUAUGGAAAACGUUUUUUCCGGUGUUGUUUUUCAGAUUCAAACAUACACUGGACCUCCAAAUGCACGUUUGAGAUAUCUUUUUCAGGUAGUUCAGACACAAACCACGGCAGCUUAUUGUAGAAGAAUACUACCUACACUGGACCACCACGUUUGAAAUAUAUUUUUCAGGUAGUUCAGACACAAACCACGGCAGCUUAUUGUAGAAUACUACCUACACUGGACCACUACGUUUGAGAUAUCUUUUUCAGGUAGUUCAAACACAAACCACGACAGCUUAUUGUAAAAUACUACCUACACUGAACCACCACGUUUGAGAUAUAUUUUUCAGGUAGUUCAGACACAAACCACGGCAGCUUAUUGUAGAAUUCUACCUACACUGGACCACCACGUUUGAGAUAUCUUUGUCAGGUGUAGUUUACAAAACACGGAAGUUUACUAUAGAAAAGUACUCAACAAAUCUUGUCUAUUUCUUUAGGCGGAACGUGGUAACUUAAUUAAAGAAUGUGAAACGGUAAAAUCUGAGAAAAAUAAAGCCGCAGAGGAACUCUCAAGACUUCAACACGACCAUAGCACACUAGAACACAAUCAUAAUACAACAUCACAAAAAGUGAAAGAGAUCGAAACCAAAUGUGAACAACUAGCUCAAAGUAAUGUCGAAAUUACGGCUGAACGAAACGACGCCAUCCAGGUUUGGUUUUAUUUUUUGUGAGGAAUCAACUGAAGUAACUUUAUUUAUACUGUGAAGGAAUCACAAACAGGUGUACCAUAUACUCAAUAGAAUAAGAAGGUCAGGGAACUCGAUGCAGACAUAACAGAUUUCAUUAUCUAUGUUUUUCUUUUGGUUUAUGCGAAAAAUGGUCGGUUCAUCGUCAAGUGUGUAUUGUUUUUUUACCCAAUCAACCAAUAACAGUGUGUUGGUUUAAUUACUCAGUCGUGGUAUUACACAAUGGUUAGCAAUAUAUGCGGUUGUGUCCAUCUUUUGUUCAAAAUUUUUUAAGCUUUUUCUCAUUUUUAUUUUAGUUGUGCGAAGAGCAGGAUAAACAGCUUGAAAUUCUUAAAACGGGUAACGAUAAGAUAACUUCAGAGAGAGACUCUUUAUCGAAAGAACGGGAUGGCCUUUCACUGAAAAUUGUUUCGCUUGAAUCACAGGUGAGCAUGCAUCGUAUGCCGUUAUAUAGGCGUCUGUAUGCAUUCAUAGAUUAAGUACAGCAGAGGCGGCGGAACAGGGGGGGGCUAGGGGGGAUAAAGCCCCCCCAGAAGUAAAAGUGGGGGGGGGGGCUUAGCCCCCCCGCAGAAAAUUUGAAUUUUUGGAAAAAAUUUUGAUAAUUAGGGAAAAAUUUAGGUUAUUUUUUGAAAAUUUAGGUAUAAGGGGACAAAUUUGCAAUAUUUUGUUUAAAAAAAGUGUAUUUCCGAAAUAUGUAUUUCCGUUCUGGGGGGGGGGGAGGUCGCCGAAAAAAUUUAGCCCCCCCAGAACGAAAUCUGUUCCGCUGCCGCUGAUUUAGUACAGUAUGUACAGAUGUGUAACUUCAGUAAAAAAGUUGUCCCACGGUCGUCAUCUACCUAGCAAGUGUCGCUCGCGUGAUUAUUCAUCAUUCGGUAAUAUACAUAAAAUAUAUUUCACCUGCCAAAAAAAUUUUAGACUGGCAGUCCAUAUUUUUUCUCUCAUUCGAGCCCUGUCAAUCGUAUUUAUUCAUUUUCUAGAUAAAUAAUUUGAAUUCAGAGUCGAGCAGACAACAAGGCGAACAUCAGCAAAAGAUGGAGUCUGAAAUAGCGACUUUGAAGUCUAAGCUGUAAGUAAUCAACCUUGUACCCAGACUAUUUUCUCGUACAUUCUGGUGCUACGGCCGCCUGCUGAAGUAAUUGGCUGCCUGACUGAUCGACCGACUCACUGUCUGACUAAAUAUUAUUCCGUCCUCUAGAGACGUAGCUGUAAAGGACAAAACGAGCAGUAGUGGUUUAAUUAAUACUUUAACUGAAGAGAAAAAGAAUUUAGAAAAUAUCGUUGCAGUCAAAACCAACGAGAUCAAUAAAGUACGCAGCGAUUAUCAUAAGGUGAGCGCUUAAUUACAUAAUUUUUAUUUCCGUAAAACCUUUCCAUACAUAAACAUGCAUUUUCUUUUCUUUAGUUGCACCAAAGAUCGCAAGAAUUGGAAGGUCAAGUCAGCAAUCUCGAAAAGAAAAUGAGUGACGCUGCUGAAAAGUAAUUUAACUUUGUAACUUAAUAAUUCCUCAGAGUGUCAGUGUAGCUCUAUCAGUUCUAAACUGUUCUCCCUAGAGGUCCAGUAAGGAUCAUCUCUUAUUGAUCCAGUGUUACUACAGGAGGAAACCUAAACUAAACUAACUUUAUUUAUACUGGAUAGCUCUAUCAGUUCUAAACUGUUCUCCCUAGAGGUCCAGUAAGGUCAUAUCUUUUGUUGAUCCAGUGUUACAAAAGGAGGAAACCUAAACUAAACUGACUUUAUUUAUGCUGGAUAGCUCUAUCAGUUAUAAACUGUUCGCCCUAUAGACUAUAGAGGUCCAUUAAGAGCGAUGCCUUAUCACUGCAGUGUUACUGCAAGAGGAAACCUAAACUAAACUAACUUUAUUUGCAAAUGAGUUCUUCGACUGUUAUAAAAGCCCAUGAUCACAGUAGAAAUUUUGCACAGGUAAAGUUUUGAAGAAUUUGUAAGAAAUAUUUGAGGAAAUUGUUUCAGUGUUUAACAAAGAGUCCGUUUCCUCAAACAUUUCUUACAAAUCCUUCAAAACUUAGAAUUAAGCUGUGCAAAAUUCCUACUGUGAUCACAGAAACUUUGAUCGUAUAAACCAGCCUUACCCAAUGUGCUACCAGCACACCACUGAUAAAGUAAUGGACAACUUGCAUGUUAGACUAAGUUUUAAUCUAAACAGAGAAAAGGGGAUCAAACACCACAGCUAAAAAGAACAUACUGAAAUUAGUAAAAGUGCAAAAUUUGGUUGCGAAAUGUUGUAAAGCUUAGAAAAUAUAGCCUUGCAAAGUUUGCAAAUUUUCAGUAUAUUUGUAUUACGAGCGGAAAUUGUUACCAUUUUCGGCUCAAAAAUGGUAACAAUUUCCGCAAGUAAUACAAAUAUACUGAAAAUAUGCAAACUUUGCAAGGCUAUAUUUUCCAAGCUUUACAACAUUUUGCAACCAAAUUUUGCACUUUUACUAAUUUUAAUAAGUUCUUAACGGGAAUUUACUUUUUUUGUGCCUAGAUCGGCUAGAUCAAAAAUUUGUCUAACAUGCAAGUUGUCUAUUCCUUUUUUCCUCCUCCAGUGCCUCGCACAGAACAGAGAAGUUAAGCAGCGAGGUUUUGAUAUUGAAAGACGACUUCGAGGAAGCAAAGAACGCACUGAAGCAAAAGGAAGAGGAGGUCAGAGUUUAUAAAGAACAAAUUGAAAAAAUGGGAAGCGAAGACUUCCCAAAAUCGCCAAUGGAUGGUGAUAUAUUGGGUAAGGUUUCCCGCUAGUCACUAUCAGUACGAGUGAUUGUAUUAGUUGAGACACAAACUACAACAGCUUAUUAUAGAAUACUACACUGGACCAAGUUUGAGAUAUCCUUUUCAGGUAGUUCAGACACAAACCACGAUAGCUUAUUGUAGAAUACUACUUGCACUAGACCACCACGUUUGAGAUAUCCUUUUCAGGUAGUUCAGACACAAACCACGACAGCUUAUUGUAGAAUACUACCUACACUGGACCACCACGUUUGAGAUAUUUUUCAGGUAGUUCAGACACAACCGUAGCUUAUCGUUUUCGUUUUCAUUGUAGAGAAUGCAUCCGCUUUAAUGUUACGUUUACACGAAGCAGAAUCCAGACUUAAUGUUAUCCACUCAGAAAAAGAAUCGGCAGAAGAACAGGUUGGAAGAAAUAUAAUUCUAAAAUUUACAUUCUCCAGUAGACCGCAAACUCCCCAACAACUUGUUUAUAAACUUAAAAUAUUUUUGCAGAAAUUUUGUCUGGCCAGUAAGAGUUUUCUUCUCUGAAGUUUUGAACCAAACGGACGUGUAGAAAUACACAAAUUGAAACAGCGUUCAAAUCGUAACCCAUGCAGGAUUUGCACUAAUCCAGCUUUAAACAACCAGUUCCCGGUCAAUGGACCUAUUACCUAAUGAACAAAAUUUUCAUCUAGACAAGUCUAGACAAAAAUUUCAUCACAGCUUGAAAGAGCGUCACAAAAUUAGUAAUAUUCCGAAGUUUCGUUGCGAAAUGUUGUAAAAUGCGGAUAAUAUAGUCCUGCGAAGUUUGCCGUUUUUCAGUCGUUUUGUAUUACGCACGGGAAAUUGGUACCGCUUUCUGAAAAAAGGUAGCAAUUUCCCGCGCGUAAUACAAAAUGACUGAAAAACGGCAAACUUCCCAGGGAUAUAUUAUCCGCAUUUUACAACAUUUCGCAACGAAACUUCGGAAUAUUACUAACUUUGUGAUGCUCUUUCAAGCCGUGAUGAAAUUUUUGUCUAGAUGAAAAUUUUGUUCAUUAGGUAGUAGGUCGAUUACAUUGCCUACGAGGCCAAGAUAAACCUGGUCAGGGGCGCCGUAAGCAAUGUGAAGCGGCGGAGGCAGCCAUUUCAAAAGGGCACUUGUUUCUCAGUCAUCAUUUUCUGGGCGCCAAUAUUUGUUACAACUUUACUGUAUGGGUAGAUACUCGAUUACCUGUGCAGGUUUUUUUUCAGGGAUUUUUUAGGGCCGUUAAACGGUCCCAAAAACUCAAUCUUGAAUUGAGUUUUGAAACUCAAUCUUAUCUUCUCACCAAAGUUUCAGUGCAAUAAAAAUGAAGUUGUUUGAGUUAUAAAAUUUUGUGACGUGUGGAAAUUAGUUUUCAGUUGGAAGCCCGACAAGCCAUCUUUAACCAGUUUAUAGUGUCCCUGCUUUAACACAUUCCGUCUCAAUUGCAUUUAUUGAGUACAGGUGUCAGCCCCCCGGUAGGGGUGGAGGGGGGUGCAGCCACCCCAACUGUUCAGCCAAACUCAAUCUUCUCUACAAAAACGGACCCAAGAGAAAAUCCUGGAAAAAACCCUGCUGUGGCUAUUAUGGGUCGGCAAACGUUGACAUUAAUUUUGAACAAUUUUAUUUGUUGCACCGUGCUAUAAAUGAUGCAAAAUAGAAGCAGUGAACAGACGUAUAUUGCUUGAUUUAGCAUUAAUUUUACUGCAACUGGUUAAAAAUUAAGCAGAUUGCUUAAACAUUGCUUAAAAAUAGUUAGAAAUUCCAAUUCCUGUAGACAACGCACAAAUUUCGAAGUGCAGUUCCGGCGAAAAGGGCAACCUGUUUCCCCUGUGCUGCCCCCGCACUGUCUGGGCAAUGGGGGCGGUUGCCCCCGUGGCUCCGGCGCCCCUGGACCUGGUUUAAUCUCGUGACUAUACUCAUUCGUAUUUGUUAUUGCAGGUGGAAUUUCUGAACUCGAUUAUCGUUGAUCUUCAGGUCAGUUGAUUUUCUCAACUUCUCUAUUUUGUUUCUUUAACUUUUUUUUGACGGAAAGCUCCAUGGUGUGAUGACAAUGACUUCUGUUAUUGGAACGUAAGAAAUCUUGAUCUUCUUUAGAAUAAAUAUCAGAAAGCAAAUCAAACCAUCGCUCUUUUGGAGGCUGGUGAUGAAGCUAUCCUACUUCAUGGGUUGGAAUCUGAAAGGUAGAACUCUUUUGUGUAAUAGAGACCUUAAGAUUGACGUUUACGGCAAACGUCAAACCGCUAGCGAAGUUUUUGAUUUUACAGCUCUAUUAUUGUAGCUUUUACACCAGUUUUGAAAUAUGUUAAACUGAUUAAAUUUCUGCUCUUUAGCAAUGAUUUAAGAAAGAAAAUUAACCACUAGUCAUGCCAUUUACCAAAGCAGUAAAUGAAGAUUUGGCGUUUGAAGUUGACGUUUGACGUAUAAAUUUCAUGCUUUAACGACUACAAGCCCUCGUAGCAGUUCAAGCAUGAAAUCUAUACGCCAAACGCCAACUUCAAACGCCAAAUCUUAAUUUACUGCUUUGGUGAAUGGCAUGACUAGUGGUUAAUUUGGUUUCUUAAAUCAUUGCUAAAGAGCACAAGUUUAAUAAAUUUAACAUAUUUCAAAACUGGUGUAAAAGCUAUUAUAAUAGAGUUGUAAAAUCAAAAACUUCGCUAGCGGUUUGACGUUUGCCGUAAACGUCAAUCUUAAGGUCUCUAAUAUUUCAAAUCCCCGACUAUGUGAGGACUGGACUAUAGAUUCCAAGUCCGCGCAAUUUGAUCAAGUCCGACGCGAAAAAAUGACAUCUCAUUAUUAUUAUUGGUCUUUAUUAAUCAUUUGAUAAAAAUACAUAUCAAAUUUACAUAUUUAGAAAAUUGUAACACAGAAGCUACUUAAUACAUCAAUAUUAUUAAAACUAUUCUAUUCAUUAUCAACAUGCAAAUUAUACUUAAAAAUCAGUCUAUUAAAAAGCUAUUCUUGAAGCGUUCUGUGUUACAUUUUGGCCACAGUGAGCUUUUGUUACGCAGACGCCUGGACGAGUCUUUGACUAUAGGUAGCAUGUGUUUAAGCGGAUGAUUAUCGUUAUUUUUUAUCUUUCUCCAAAUGUUACGAUCACUUCUCUCUAAUAGUUUGUAUAUAUCGUAAUGUUUGCUAGAAUAAUUUCGUUUAAAACAUCUAGUUAAGAAGCACACGAGCCAUAGACAGAUAGACCAUACGAUAUCGAUAAAUCACUUCUUAAAGUGAGGUGAAUUAAUUUUGAUUCAGUCCAAAGACUGUAUUCAUUUUGAUCUAGUCGAAGGACUGAAUUAAUUUCGAUCCAGUCCUAGGACAGGAUCAGUAUACUUCACCAGGUAUCCAGUAUUCUUGGGUUUCAUAUGACGUCAUGAAUUUGACGGGGGGUCAACUCUAAAUCGAGACACAGUCGUCAGAAUGAAUUAAUUGUUCACUGUAUGUGUUGGCCUUGUGUUUGGUGGCAAAUACAUGCAAUUUCGUAUCGUUUGCUUACUCCAGUACGGCAUAAGCAUCAAUACAUUUUAGGUUGACCCCACGUCAGAUUCACUGCACAAUGCCGUAGUGAAAUUCAAGAAUUAUCUUGUGAGCAAAAUAAAGCAAUAUGGUUGGAAGGUUGGCUAAUGUGCUCGUGAAUUAUUAGUGAGUCUGAGAUUAAGAUAUAAACAUGACCAUUAGCAUCACCACUGUCAUCACCGCCACUGCCAUCACCAUCACCAUCAGCGCCAUCACCAUCAGCGCCAUCACCAUCAAUACCCCUAUCAUCACCACCAUAAUCAUCACCACCAUUACUACCACCAUCAUCAAUACCACUAUCAUCACCACCACAAUCAUCACCAUCACUACCACCAUCAUCAAUGCCACUAUCAUCACUACCAUCAACACUACAAUUAUUAUCAGCACCAUCAUCAUCAGCACCACCAUCACUAUUGCCAUCUGACCACCAUCAUCAUCACUACCACCUCUGCCACACACCACCAUCACCAGUAAUACCUCUUUCCUUAUUUCUCAAGCGAUGACGAAUUAAUGGGGAAACCGAACUACAAUAUACGAAAGUUUUGUGACAUUUGUGAUGUAUUUGACGAACACGAAACAGAUGAAUGCCCUCUCCAGGAGAGUGGUGACGAUGGUGGUGGUGUACAGCACCAUGGUGAUAGAAACCACGAGAGACCAUACUGUGGAAUAUGUGAGGGUAAGAAAUACUGGUCAUGGUAUAUUUUGAGAGAUGAUCUGCCCAGAUGCAUAUUGAACUGGGGGUUCUGCAGAUUUUCUUUGGUAACCAAUCAUAUUUUAUUCUUUGUUACAUUUAGUGUUUGGUCAUUGGUCAGAGGACUGUAAUGACGAACAGGUCAGUAAUAUUAAUAUAUAUGACGUCAUUAAGGAAUGACGUCAUUUGUCUAUUAGUAUCAGUGAGCUGUAUAAUAUAUCUGGAGCGAGAUAUUCAGUCAUUCGGCCUAUGAGAAAAUUGAAGCCAAGAUGGCCGCCAUUGAUGUCCACUAACUUAUGUAGGACGUAAACAGUUUUAAUACCAUUUUUCCCAGCUAAUUCUGGACCGUAUCGCUAAAUACCUGUGGUACCCUAUUUUUUUCUGCCGACCCUAUUAUUUUUUUAACGCUGUUGACCGUGCGACCCUAUUUUCUCCGGGUGGUUGUGGGCUACUCAUACAGCGUGCCAAAAUGGCGUCUGUUGUCACACCAUUUAUUAAACCAAAUUGCCUAAAUUCGUCCAUAGGAAAUACGCAUCUCUAGUUAAUAUUGAUGCCGGGACUCUAUACUGUAAAUCGCCCAGCCAAAAAACCGCCAAAACCAUGAAAAAAAUAUUCCAAAAAAAAAUUAUUUCCGACCUACCGACCUUAAUUUUAUCACGAUAUGAAACCGGAACCACAGGUAUUUUUUUAGGCCGAAAGAAGUUGUCAGUUCAUAAACCAUAUUCUUAAAAUCAAAAUACGAAAUUUCGACACACUCCUUGACCAUGCAGUGAGCACGACCACUAUAGUGUACUUGAGAAUCGUAGCGUUGUAGCGAAUUUUCCCUCAUUCCUUCCUAAGUAUCUUUUUUCUCCUUUUUUAGACGUUUUGAUGUCAUAGGUCGACUUUAAUUUGCUGAACACGUAAAUGUCAGGCCGGUUGAAAUUUUAUUUUUAUAAGAAUAUAGUUUAAAAUUUGUAAAUAUAAACCAUAUAGGGCAAUUGAUAUCAACUUUAAGAAAGACUAUAAUAUAACAUUUCGAUACAGUAGCUACAUUUAAUACCCGGUCGUAACCAAUAAGCCCCGCGAGUAUAAAAAUGGAGUAAUAUGUCUUGUAGGCAUGGCUCUCAGAUAUGAAAGCAAACUUUAAACUAUUGCAUCGUAAAUGCAGAUUUGAGAUGCGAUUUUAAUGCAUUUUCAGUAAGCAACGAUCAUUUGUUGACGUUAAUAUUGAUAUUAUUUAUUACUACUUUGUGGAACAGAGUUAGUUCGGUAACAACAGACAAUAUUACAUUCGAAGUAAAAGGAAUUCUAUAAAAUUAGUCGGUUAUAAUAACAACUAUAUUUAUCCAUAAUAAUCGUAUAUUAACAUCAGAUAUAUUUUGUAUUAAAGUUUUAGGCUUAAAGCGAUUUAUGUUUUUUACUUUUCUUUUUUCAUGGAGAAACCACGAGAGACCACACCUCCAUAGUAUAAUGCAUGGGCUAACUUCAAAUUCAAAAUAUGGCAAUAUGCACUUCAAACCUUUUCAAAAUUUAGUUGAAUUAAAAAUUCUGAAGUUACAGGCCGCUCCAAAAAUCAUGUGAUGGGGA
Molecule: messenger RNA, 20247 nt
Organism: Paramuricea clavata
Lineage: Eukaryota; Metazoa; Cnidaria; Anthozoa; Malacalcyonacea; Plexauridae
Source: the annotation of a GenBank genome assembly